Protopterus annectens (West African lungfish) is the source of this 2069-nucleotide messenger RNA. RefSeq names its product activator of HSP90 ATPase activity 1 (gene AHSA1). Gene Ontology annotation, biological process: positive regulation of ATP-dependent activity; protein folding. The transcript is spliced from 9 exons. The record is from RefSeq and is a predicted model, not a curated record. Gene Ontology annotation, cellular component: cytosol. Bases 497 to 1513 code for a protein of 338 amino acids. Gene Ontology annotation, molecular function: protein-folding chaperone binding; ATPase activator activity. Lineage: Eukaryota; Metazoa; Chordata; Ceratodontiformes; Protopteridae.
UAAGAAAAAUCGAGGUCAUUUGGAGGCGUAUGAAUGCGUGAUUAAGUCAAGAAGGAGACAUUAUCUAGCGUCGACUGAGGAGUAGAGGAAAAAAGCAAACGGUUUAUAUUUUAAGGCUUUGGUGUGAAGCUCCCUGGUCAAGCGACGGGCUACUUUUACGGUCCAAAUGGUCAACGUAAUAUGGGAACCGAAGCAUAAGACUUUACGUUUCUAGUCGGCCAGGGCAUGUGGGUGGUAUUGUUGCUGACAAAAGCCGGUUUCUAGUAAGUUCUAUGAUUUGGGUAUAAAACAAGAGGAAGCCGUUGCUGAGUAUUCCAGAAGAUAGUGAUCUUGUAUUUGUGCUAAUAUUGCUUGUUUGAUUACAUAAUUAUUUAUUCUAUCAAAGUAAUUUGCUGGGACGUGCGAUUUAAUAGUUUACUCUUGGUAGCUUCCAAUUCGUUACUGAUCAGUGAAGUUAUCAAUUGUAUAGAGACCCUUUACGAGUUGGUGUGUUGUUAUGGCGAAGUGGGGUGAAGGAGACCCUCGAUGGAUUGUUGAGCAAAGAGCCGAUGCAACCAACGUGAAUAACUGGCACUGGACAGAACGUGAUGUUUCAAGUUGGUCUACAGAAAAGCUUAAAGAGCUGCUCCAGGCAGUUGUGGUAAAGAAUGAAGAUGGAAGUUGUGAGGUGUCUGAGGUCAGCAGUCUGGACGGGGAAGCAUCCAUCAAUAAUCGGAAAGGAAAACUAAUUUUCUUCUAUGAAUGGACCAUCAAAUUGAAGUGGACAGGCACAUCACAGAAUGGUGUAAAAUACAAAGGCUUUGUGGAAGUCCCCAAUUUCUCUGAUGAAAAUGACAUUGAUGAAAUAGAAGUAAAAGUCAAUUUAAGCAAAGAUGAACCUGACACAAAACUUCUAGCGUUGAUGAAAACAGAUGGUGGGAAGCAGAUAAGAAAAGCUCUUGACCAUUAUGUUCAGACACUUAAAACAGAGUUUACUCAAGGUAUGAUCUUGCCAAAAGCAAAUGGUAUUGAAAAUGAAGGCAUUCCAAAGGCUGUACCAAAAGCGGAUACUCAAAAGAUUGUUACAGGUGUCCCAUUACCUAAAAAGGUUCCAGUAGGAGUAAAAAUACCAACCUGUAACUUGAAUUUAAGAGAGAGCUUCCUAACUUCUCCAGAAGAGUUGUACAGGAUUUUUGUGACACAAGAGUUGGUGCAAGGGUUUACACAUGCUCCUGCAGUUGUAGAACCAGACAAAGGUGGAAAAUUUCGAUUACUGGAUGGGUCUGUCGUUGGCGAAUUUCUUGAGCUGAUUCCUGAACAGAAGAUUGUUAUGAAGUGGAGGUUCAAGUCUUGGCCUGAAGGGCAUUUUGCAACAAUCACAUUGAAUUUUAUUGACACAAUGGGAGAAACAGAGCUUCAUGUUGAAUGUAAAGGUGUGCCAGUCAGUGACGAAGAGCGAACUAGAGAAGGCUGGCAGCGGUAUUAUUUCAGUGGCAUCAAAAACACAUUUGGAUAUGGAGCAAGGUUGUGUUAGCAGUUCUGGCUUCCCGAUGCAUUUCUGACUAUUAAAAUGUUGCAAACUUGGAAACUUUAUUGUGCCUUGAGGGGGCAGACAUGGGUGUAAUCUGACUGGAUUAAGUUUAUUAAAGCACUGCAGACAAAUCCUACAUUAUUGAGCAAGGGAAAGAGCUACACUAAAGUACAUAUGGGCAGUACGGAAAGACUGACCUGCAUAUGUUAAGAAGUUAUAUUUGUGGCAGAAGAAAAAUAAUGGAUGUUCAGUAAUCGGAGGUUUCUUCCUUGCUUUUAACAUGUUAAAUUUUCAGCAGUUCAUAUUACAUAGUUCCCUUUCACAUUUGAACUGCAGAUCAUGUUGUUCAAAGCUGGUCACUAAAACUGAGGAAUGCAAACUGAACUUUGAACUUUCUUGAAACAUUUGGGCAGAAUGGGAGUCAGCCUUAGGGAGGUUAUGUAAAUGGAGCUGAAUUUUAUCUUAUUUAUUUUUUGUGGUCUUGUGUUUGUUUAAAAUAGAAAAUGUUAUUCUGUUGUUAGAACAUUCAAACUCAGAAUAAAAAGCUGUCAGCAGAUUC